CGAUGACGAAGGUGUUUCCAUUCUAUCCUACUAUACACGUUCACCUAUACAAUGAUUGAUAGACAGGGAAUACGCACUCGCAAGGACCAGAGCUGAACAGCAUGGAUCAUGUCGAUUUCAACGCCAUCAAACCCCUCCUUCGCGCUUAUGCGUUAGGACAUGUCACCUUCACGGGUCCCAGAUUGUUCGGUUUCCUAAGAAGUCUACGAAGACAGAAACUCUCGACGCAAGAGAACUUGAAUAUACUCUGCACCAUUCUCAAGACCUCCACUCAGCCCAAUCGAUUUCCUACCGCGGCGGCAAUAAUCGUUGGAGGAGCUACGGCUCUCCCUCGCCUCGUCCGUGCAAUCCUUCAAAAGGUCCUUUCCAUUUACAGCAAUGGGCCAACUCGUCUGAAUGACAGACUCACACGCCGUAUACAAUUUGUUUGCUCCCUGCUUUCGGCAUGGCUGGCCUUCGAUCUUCUGAACCGCGAUGAAAACUGGUUCCGAAAACGUGGUAUCAGUAGCCUCGAAUCGCCCAACAAACACCACCUCCCUCCACCCUCGUACCAACCUCAGUAUGCUGGCAAGACUAUCGAUUUCACACUGUUUGCAUUCUGCCGAGCUCUAGAUAUCGUCAUAAUAUCUGCAUGGACACGAAGUCGCUCGAAGCCAUGGCAUCUCGAACAACGAAACCCAGGACUAGCAAACGACCUUCGCAGACUUGCAGAUCCGACCAUUUUCUCGAUUUCAGCAGCAAUCAUCAUGUGGUCAUGGUUUUAUGCUCCUGAUCGACUACCUCGCGAGUAUAACCAGUGGAUAUCAAAAGUGGCCGAUAUAGAUGCUCGACUCAUCGAAGGUCUUCGGCUGGCACGCCGAGGAGAGUUUGUGUAUGGGGAGGACACGGGAAAAGCUGGACUCCUACAGCCAUUAUGCCAGAAGCUCGGUCUGCCCGAGGGAUAUGGUGAUCCAACUAAGACUAUCCCGAUACCAUGUGAGUUGUAUCACUCUGGCACCGGCAAAAGCUGUGAAGUGCAUGCUGCAUCGAGGUUCUCGCGAAGCUGGAAAUUCGCAAUGGAGAUUUACGUGCCUCUACAACUGCUUGCGCGUAUCCGGACUCCCAACUUGAAGUCUGCAAUGGAGGGUCUCAAGGCCGCAGCGAGGUCGUCAUCAUUUCUGGCAGCAUAUACCGCUUUGGUUUACUACGGAAUUUGCCUUGCUCGAACCCGGCUCGGGCCCAAGAUCUUCUCAACCAAAACCGUAACGCCGCAGAUGUGGGACUCUGGGCUCUGUGUUCUGGCAGGCUGUCUGGCAUGUGGAUGGUCCAUACUCCUAGAGAAACCAAGUCGACGACAAGAAGUUGCUUUCUUCGUUGCUCCAAGAGCAUUAGCCACUCUGCUGCCUCGAGUGUAUGACAGGCAGUACAGAAUCAGGGAACAGGCCGUGUUUGCGACCAGUGUCGCAUUGGUCCUCACCACACUAAAGUCUGGCAACGAACGGAAUGUGAGAGGCGUGCUCGGAAGGCUAUUGGGCAGUAUCAUGAGGGAGUGAAUGACCUUCUCUCAUCCGUCGAACUGGCUUUCGGACCCAGAGACUCUCAAUUAAAUUCCAUGCUGAGGUUUGAGAACACAUUGUCAUCUCACACUCCGCGCAGAAGGUCACUCCCAGAAACAGACUGAACUCAUCGAAGCA
Exophiala viscosa is the source of this 1673-nucleotide messenger RNA. RefSeq lists its product as uncharacterized. The transcript has a single exon. The record is from RefSeq and is a predicted model, not a curated record. NCBI's taxonomy places the organism in Eukaryota, Fungi, Ascomycota, Eurotiomycetes, Chaetothyriales, Herpotrichiellaceae. Bases 102 to 1532 code for a protein of 476 amino acids.